Sipha flava (yellow sugarcane aphid) is the source of this 1484-nucleotide messenger RNA. RefSeq lists its product as uncharacterized. The transcript has 2 exons. The record is from RefSeq and is a predicted model, not a curated record. Bases 489 to 1379 code for a protein of 296 amino acids. Lineage: Eukaryota; Metazoa; Arthropoda; Insecta; Hemiptera; Aphididae.
AUUGAUAACAAAAAAAUUUUUCUAAAAUAAUUUAUGAUAGAUAUAAUAUUAUGAAUUUACGCCACUUUUUUCGCCAUAUCUUUUCAAAUAUCGCCAUUCUUAGAGCCAAUCGCCAAAUUAAAAAUUCGUACGCCAUAUAGAUGUGAAAUAUCGCCACUUUGGCGAUUUAUCGCCACGUCUGACAACACUGCCGGGGCGUGCGUCAGUCGAGUGUUCGUUUAACGCGUCAUACGAAUCGCAACUCUGACGAGCGUGAAGUGGCGCGGGUCGGGCGAUCGCGGCGCGGUUCGGGUCUUCUCGGGAGUCCGUUCGCGACGGCCGAGUCGACGAGCCGCGCCAGUUGCUCGGCUCGUCAAACCGGUUCAACGCGUUCCCGUGUACGCCCGUGGCUCGUGUACGUUUUCCGCGUGAACAUCGCCAUCGUUUACUAGUUUUUCUUUUUUCUUUUCAGAUUCAUUUUCGGUUUCUCAAAAGAUAUCGUUGUGAACAUGAAGUGGACAAACGAACUAAUCAUGGAGUUCCUCGAGCUUUACGAACGAGAACCUUGCAUCUGGAAUCCCAAACAUCCGCGACACAACCUUCGGAGCGCUGUGCACGAUUCGUGGAACAACAUUUCGAAAAACUUCGGUCGCAAACUCACAAUAGCCGAACUGAAAAAAAAAAAAGAUUCGUUGAUGGCCACGUUCAGAAAAGUCGAAAACAAAGUGAAAUCGAGCGAAAAGACGGGUUCGGUCUAUGAACCUAAUUGGUUCGCGUAUGAAUUUAUGGCUAAAUUUCUGCGCGGCUCGUGCCAACCAUAUGAAGCUAAGAACAAAGAGACAAUACAAAAUAAAACAAUAAAAAACGAAAGUGACGAGAGUGGUACCAGUUUCAUUGACGACGAAAAUGAAUGUGAACUCAUUGAAGCCGAAGAAAAACGAACUACACCAAAUAAAACUCUUAAAAUUCCUACGGCACAUUUUUCUUCGGGAACGUCUAAAAAGAGAAAAGCUGAAAAAAUUAAACAAAUGGAAAGUCUAUUGAAUGAAGCAUAUAAUCAUUCAAAAAAUGCGCCAGAGAAACCCAAAAGGAACAAAUGCUCACUGUAUUGUGAGUUACUCGAACAAAAAUUGGGUGAACUCGAUGAACAGCUUCAAGAAUAUGCCAUGCUUGAAAUAGACAAGUUCGUUUAUAGACUUAAGCAACGGAAGUAUACAUCUCAAAGUCACAAUACCCGGUCUAUAGAACCAGUCUGUACCAUUCCUAAGCAACCAUCUGUACUCUCUACAUCGACUUCGACAACAUAUGCAUACACAAUACCAUCUCCACGGUCUCAAAAAUCAAACUCAUCGUCUGAAGAUAUAAAUAUACUAGCCACAUCGAAUUUACAGUCCGAAUGAAACUACGGAUGAUUCACCGGAAAAUUCACAACCGUACACGAUCUUUCCAAAUUCUAAAACUGAAGAAAAUCCAAAGGUGUAACAAUCUUAAUUGCUAUUAUGAUA